Molecule: messenger RNA, 721 nt
Organism: Condylura cristata (star-nosed mole)
Lineage: Eukaryota; Metazoa; Chordata; Mammalia; Eulipotyphla; Talpidae
Gene: DNAAF6
Product: PIH1 domain containing 3
Exons: 7
Coding region: 31-693 (220 amino acids)
Biological process (GO): axonemal dynein complex assembly; flagellated sperm motility
Cellular component (GO): cytoplasm
Molecular function (GO): protein-folding chaperone binding; dynein intermediate chain binding
Source: RefSeq, a predicted model, not a curated record
UGGCCGCUCGCUGUCCAGACCCCAGCGUCAAUGAAUAUGGAUGCUGAAAGCAUGGACUCGGAAAAUACAGAAACUGAAAAUAUGGAAACUGAAAAUACUGAACCUGAAAACAUGGAAAUUGAAACUGUUUCUUCAGUUGCUGCACUACAAGCCCUUUCUAAGCUGCUUUAUCCUGAAGAAGAGGAUUUUGAGUUCGGACAGCCAAAUUCUUCAUCUGCCAUUGGAGCAAUGGGUCCUGGGAAUAUUGGGCCACCAAAAACUGAAGUGCUCAAAGUCAUCCCGCAAACAAGUGAUGAAAAUAGAGAGAACAUCUGGAAUGCCAAUGAGGUUCCAGAAGGAGCAGAGCAUGAUGACAUGUGGGAUGCUAGAGAAAUACCAGAAUAUGAGAUUAUAUUCAAACAACAUGUGAGAACUGAAGAUAUAUUCCUAGGACUAACAAGGAAGGACUCAUCCACAGCAUGUUGUGAAGAUCUAGUGGUCAAAAUUAAACUGCCAAAUACAAACGCUUCUGAAAUUAAAAUUGAUAUCCAGGAGACGAUCCUUGACCUUCGUACUCCUAAUAAGAAGCUGAUGGUAACCCUUCCCCAUCCUGUGGAAUGCAACAAUGCCAAAGCUCUCUAUAUCCUAGAGACUGAGACUCUAGAAGUUACCAUGACUAUGAAAAGAGAACUGGAUUUUGUGAAUUUCUUCUGAAAAUACAUGAAUAAGGAGGGGAAGUGGU